AUGGAAAUCUGUCCCACAGAGCCGCCCUGCUUCAGCGAGGAGGCCGUGGUGCUCUCCGUUGCGGACUACUCAGCAACGGAGUGCCGCGCCCGCUUGCACGAUAUUCGGGCUGAGGGCGUGGUGCUGAGCGAGCUCCUGAGCCGGCGGGGCCCGGCAGCGUGGGUGGGGACGGGGGCCUCCCCAGAGGCAGCUGUCACCGAGAGCACGCGAGCGCUGGCCCAACUGGCGCAGGACUGCCGCACCCGCAGCACUGUGCUGGUGCUGACUUCAGAGUCGAACUUCGAUCUAGUGCUGGUUCCGCGUGAGGCAUGUGGCGAGGAUGGCGUGGCUUUUGCUGUCUUCACCACGCGGGUGGAAGGUGUUGCCUUCAUUGCCCGCACCAUCUCCGCCAGGCAGGUACCCGUGGUGCUCGACCUGGACAGCACGUUGGUUGAGUCGGAGCACUUGCUGACUACGCCUCCAGACUGGCACGCCAUGGAUUGGCAGACGGUCGGCCUGACGCAGCAGCCCUCCGGGGUGUUUGUGUCCGGCAAGAUUUGCCCACUGCCAGCUGAACCGUCCGCAGAGAGCGUGCAUGCGGCAUCCUGGUUCUGGAAGGGCGUGGCACACAACUACCGCGUGCGGCAGCGGCCUGGCUGGUCCCACCUGCGCGACUUGCUCAUACAAGAGACCCGUGAAGGAGGGAAGCUAUCCGCCUAUGUGCUCUCGCUGGGCAGGCCUCUGUACAUCCAGGUGAACAGCGCACGUCCCGAUGGAGUGUAUCAUGUGCCAGACAAGACUCCCUGCAUCGGCACUGGCCUGCGCAGCAUCUUUGCACAAGAUCUCAACAUGCACCUAGGGCCUGUGUGGUGCGCCGAUGACUUGCCAGAGGUUUACACUGAUAAAUACCGAGACAGCGUUUACCCUGUUCAGCCCUACCGGCCGGUGGCUGGACAGCCCAAUCAGCAGCAUGAUGAUGGCAGCGUGCUGCGCGAGAUGGGCACCUUGCUGAUGCAAUACUGGGAGCACUGCUACGGCGCCGGAGGCCAAGGAGGGGCAGUUGCACAAGUAGAAGCGGCAGCCAGCCGCACACUGCACCAGCUGUCGGCAGUGCCGCUGUUUGCCCAGAACGGUGCAGCCAAUUGGUGCGCCGGCCUGUUCCAGAGCAACGGCGCAGGUUCCGCGCUGUCAGUGCGAACCUUUAUCGAGCUCCAGAGCACCAAGCUGUUCGCUUCUGUGCGUGAGGCGUCGACAGCGCAGGUGGAUACGGAACUGGGGAUGCCCGAGAACAACGAGAACAAGCUGCAGGCCAAGGACAAUGUGGGAGCAUCAUCCAGCAGUACACAGCAGCCGUCGAACGUCAAGCUUGACGUUCAGCAACAACUGGCGGCGGCGGAGCAUGCGACGCUGCUGUGCGCGGCUGGCGCCACCCCGCAGCAGCCUGGGACUGCUCUGGUAGAAGGCUCGCCGGCGCCGCAAAAGGAGGACAGCGACGGGAAUGGCCAUUUGGGCCGCAAGCGCGACUUUGCGUCCAUAGACGGCCGGGACACUCUGCGUGAGCCAGAUGCUGCCGUCAUGGCGGCCGCCGACGUUUAG
Messenger RNA from Chlorella variabilis, 1575 nucleotides. Its product is annotated as expressed protein. The transcript is spliced from 11 exons. The coding region runs from base 1 to 1575 and encodes 524 amino acids. NCBI's taxonomy places the organism in Eukaryota, Viridiplantae, Chlorophyta, Trebouxiophyceae, Chlorellales, Chlorellaceae. The record is from RefSeq and is a predicted model, not a curated record.